GAUUACAUCCGAAACCUGACCUGAGUAUAGAUUGAUCGAUUGAUCGGAAUAAACAUGAAGAGAAAAAAGGGUCGUCGUCGUCCACGCAAAAAAAAAUCAGCUGUGAAUUUGAGCGAAUUGCCCAACGAUGUUUUGCUUGACAUCCUUGAGAGGGUGGACACACCUGAUGCUGUCAGAACCUGCUUCCUCUCCAGGAACAUGGCCACGCUCCCCCGCUUGCUCUCGCGAGUUGCGGUGGACGUCGAUUCCUUUGCAUCUAGGGACGAUUCCUUGCCACAGAGAGAUUUGGUGCGAAGGAACGGCGCCGUGGCGGAUGCAGUCAACACCGUCCUCGCUUCUCGUGAUCCACGAUGCUGUCUCCAUGAGAUCAAGCUGAGAUUCUACUUAAAAUUCUAUGACUGUCUAUCGAUCGGCAAAGCUGUUGCCCAGGCUAUGUCAGAACAUAAGAUCGACAUCAUUGAGUUUACCAUCUUGACAGAGAAGGGGAGUCUUGAAUGCACAUCUGAUGAUCGGUUCUACUAUCUGAAACAGUUUAACAGCUUCCUCGGUGCUUGUCCAACUGUAUUUGCUGGCCUCACUCGUCUGGACCUACAGAACUUGUGGUUUGGUGAAUCAGACAUCCCAAACAUCCUCCUCACCUGCGAAAAGUUGGAGUCUUUACGCCUGUACAGCUGCAAAGCUGCGGAUGAGAGUGUGUUGCGAGUAGAACACCCUCACCUUGUUGAGCUCCAGAUCGCAUAUGGGAAUUUCGAGACGGUUCAGCUCGUGGAUCUACCGAAACUCCAAAGGAUGACUUGUCAGACCUGGAUCUCUUAUCAAGAUCCAUUGGUUUUUGGUCACACUCCAUGUCUCUCCAAUUUGAGCCUCACUGACAUUAGUAUGAGUUGGCAGGGCAAUCUCAGGUUAAGUAGCUUCCUUGCUAAUGCCCCUACCAUACAAGUCCUUAAUCUCAACUUUCGAAGCGAAAAAAUCUGGGUCGUGCCAGAAAGCUCAAAGCUGCUACUCCCAGUGCUGAGCCAGCUGCAAAGUAUUACCUUAGUUGACCUUCCCGAAGGAUGCGACAUUGCAUGGACAAUGUUCAUCCUGGAAGCAGCACCCAACCUGAAGGAACUAUCCAUCACGGUGCGGGAUCAUUGGUGCACGAUGGUGAGGGGCAAGGAGGAACGAGAACUGCAUGGUUACUGCAAGAAAGCAAACGUGGAGUGGGAGCCAUCCGUGGCUAAUCUGAAGCAUGAGAACCUGGCUAAGCUCACCAUCUCUGGCUUCCAGCCAAACGAAAACUUUGUAGGAUACAUCAGGCGCGUGAUGGAGGCUGCAUCUAAUCUGAAGCAGAUAUUCCUACAUGACAGGAAUGUGGAUAAAUGUUGUGCUCACUUGGAUCCUGAGAUCGUGAAGGAGGUUACGCCGUCAAGGUAUCCACGCACCAUGGAGGAGCAGGAGUUGCUCAAGAAGGAGAUGACCGAGAGAUUGGAGUCGGAGGGGAUGGAUUUAUCUGAUGUAGUUCACUUCCAGUCCUAACUGUCUUGCCAUGCAGUUCCAUACUUCAACUGUAAUGUUUCUCUUUUUUGGUUUGAGGAAUGUCUACAUCUGUACACAUACAUUUCCCCUUCUUUAAUCUGUUUACUUUCAUUGUGACAUAAAUGUAAAUUUCCAUUGUUUGAUUAAAUAUCCAUUGU
Molecule: messenger RNA, 1676 nt
Organism: Oryza brachyantha (malo sina)
Lineage: Eukaryota; Viridiplantae; Streptophyta; Magnoliopsida; Poales; Poaceae
Exons: 3
Coding region: 55-1518 (487 amino acids)
Molecular function (GO): protein binding
Source: RefSeq, a predicted model, not a curated record